Anopheles maculipalpis is the source of this 353-nucleotide messenger RNA. RefSeq lists its product as uncharacterized. NCBI's taxonomy places the organism in Eukaryota, Metazoa, Arthropoda, Insecta, Diptera, Culicidae. Bases 4 to 321 code for a protein of 105 amino acids. The record is from RefSeq and is a predicted model, not a curated record. Gene Ontology annotation, cellular component: cytosol. The transcript has 2 exons.
GUCAUGUCGCUGGAAGCUGUUAUCGAGAAGGUGAAGGCGCGCGUCAACGCCGUCGAUCCGAACGGGCCCCGCAAAGUGUUGGGUGUGUUCCAGUUCAACAUUAAAACCGCGUCCGGUGUGGAGCAGUAUGUGAUCGAUCUGAAGCAGCUAAAGGUGGAGAAAGGUACGACAGACACCCCGGACGUGACCGUUACCCUGAGCCUAGAAGACCUGAUCGCGGUUAGUGCCCGUACGCUAACCGUAGGCGAUGCUCUAACACAGGGAAAGCUUGAGAUUCAGGGUGAUGCCGCGUUAGCCGCCAAGCUGGCCGAAGUCAUCUAAGUGCAGUACUCCGGCAAUAUCUUAAUCUCUGA